Molecule: messenger RNA, 375 nt
Organism: Racocetra persica
Lineage: Eukaryota; Fungi; Glomeromycota; Glomeromycetes; Diversisporales; Gigasporaceae
Source: the annotation of a GenBank genome assembly
AUGGAUACCGCGACCGCAAUAUUCACACCCAAAGAUGGUGAUCCUACCCAAAGUCUAACAGGUCAAUUCAAUUUUACUCAAAUUACUUCUACGAAAGUUCAUGUCAGUGGUCAAUUAACAAGUGGGAUGUUCAAUAAAGACAUCAAGAAUUAUAAAUUUUGGAUUGCAGACAGUCUUGGGCUCCUUUUUUAUGAGUUGUCUGAAGGAUUCAUUAAAAACAAUGAAGGAUGGAACGUUAAUAGCAACGGAGGGACUAGCGUUUUACAAAGUGAUUUUGAAGGAUUUAGCGUUAAUGGAACUUAUGGAAUCGUUAAUCUAAUAUUAUACAUUUCUUUAAUUGAUGAGAUCCUUGGAUCGGCUCAGAUUAAAAAAGCU